AAGAGCAGCCUCGUCAGCGUCCUCCUUUGGAAAGCAAGAAACGUUGUUUUCCGCCUCUGUUCGCCUCCGAAUAAAAUCCGCAAAGCCAUGUCUGCCAUUGGCCCCUUCCCGCACCCAGCGGAGGGCAAGAAGCCCGCCGCGCCGCCCGCGCUCACCGCCGACCAGCAGAAAAAGUACGACGAGCUCCUCGCGACUGUGAAGGCAUGGACAACGCUCCCGAAGGCGUCUGCCAAAGGCGCAGAAGAGGAGGCACUCGCAGACCCCGAGCGCAUGUGGCUUACCCGCGAGUGCCUUCUGCGGUACCUCCGUGCGACCAAAUGGAACCUGCCGAAUGCCACCCAGCGUCUGCGAGAUACCGUCAUCUGGCGGAGAGAAUACGGGACCGAUUCCUUCACCGCUGAUUACAUCUCCGACGAGAACGCCACGGGCAAACAGGUAGCCCUCGGCUACGACAACGAAGGCAGGCCGUGCCUCUACCUCCUUCCGAACAAGCAGAACACGAAGAACAGCCCGAAGCAGGUCGAGCACUUGGUCUACAUGUUGGAGCGCACACUCGACAUCUCGCCGCCGGGCCAGGAGACGCUGGCGCUGCUGAUCGACUUCCGGAACAGCAGUGCUGGGAGCCAGCCUAGCAUCGGCACAGGCAGACAGGUCUUGAGCAUCCUGCAGAACCACUACCCGGAGCGCCUGGGCAGGGCAUUGAUCACGCACUUGCCCUGGUACGUCACCACCUUCCUCAAGCUCAUCUCCCCCUUCAUCGACCCUGUCACAAAGACCAAGAUGCGCUACAACGAGCCCCUCACCGACCACAUCCCCGCCUCGCAGCUCAUGAAGAACGCCGGCGGCGAAGUCGACUUCGAGUACGACCACAGCGUGUACUGGCCCGCGCUCGCCAAGCUGGCUGAGGAGCGAAGGAGAGAGCGCACCGAACGCUGGGAGAAGGCCGGCAAGGUCGUCGGCGAGAGCGAAAUAUACUUGUGGGGAGGGGAGGAAGGCAGUGUCGCGACGGCGCCCACGCCGACUGCAACUGCAGAAGCGCCCCAGCCGACGGCUGAGGCUACGGUUUCGGCAUAGAAGGAGCGUAGUUCUUCCGAGCGUCGUAAAGCAUUUUUUGCGAGCGAAAAGCAUGAUAGAUUAUAGAUUUGGCAUUAUGCGGCCCUAAUAAUACCC
Messenger RNA from Paraphaeosphaeria sporulosa, 1170 nucleotides. Its product is annotated as CRAL/TRIO domain-containing protein. The record is from RefSeq and is a predicted model, not a curated record. Gene Ontology annotation, molecular function: phosphatidylinositol transfer activity. Bases 88 to 1074 code for a protein of 328 amino acids. Lineage: Eukaryota; Fungi; Ascomycota; Dothideomycetes; Pleosporales; Didymosphaeriaceae. The transcript has 3 exons.